Haliotis rufescens (red abalone) is the source of this 2032-nucleotide messenger RNA. RefSeq names its product collagen alpha-1(XII) chain-like. Lineage: Eukaryota; Metazoa; Mollusca; Gastropoda; Lepetellida; Haliotidae. Bases 61 to 1923 code for a protein of 620 amino acids. The record is from RefSeq and is a predicted model, not a curated record. The transcript is spliced from 6 exons.
GGGACCCUAUAUAUAUGUAUACCACCACAGUCUCUGGCCGCUUCAAACAGACUCACCAUCAUGAUCGGGCAUUGUCUCGCUCUGCUGCUGGCGUUCGUCGCCGCCACGGUUGCCGACCCACAGUACAUCGUCGGUUCAAAAUGCCCCGACAAGCCAGCUGACAUUGUGUUCGUUCUGGAUGGGUCCGGCAGUCAGGGACAGGCAAACUUCGGGAAGGAACUAGACUUCGUCAGUAACUUCACCAAAAACUUUAACAUUGGCCCGUCGACAGUUCAGAUCAGCGUUGUGCAAUUCGCCACAUCUGUUCGUAACGAGUUUUCCUUGAAAGACGGGCACUCCUCAACAACUCUCAUCAAUUCUAUCAGCAACAUCAAAUGGCUCAAUGGCGAGACCUACACCGGGGACGCAUUGAACUACGUCAACAGGAACAGCUUCCAGAAAGUAAACGGCGGUCGUGACCACGUGGCGAAAGUCGUCAUUGUGUUGACAGACGGAGGGUCCAACCACCCUAAUGAGACAGCUAUAGCUGCAAAACGCCUUCAUGAUAAUCACAUCAAUGUGGUCGCUAUCGGAAUAGGCAGCGAGGUCAACAAAGACGAGCUCAACACCAUCGCCAGCAACAGCAAGCACGUGUUCACUGUGCCCAACUUCGAUGCUCUUCACACCAUCCACAACGACAUCACGGACACAACCUGCAAACUGUGUGAUUCCACACCAAUGGACCUGGCAUUCCUUCUCGAUGGCUCUGGCAGCGAAGGCAACAAAGACUUCGGCUAUCAGAAGAACUUUGCCAAACUCGUUGUUGGAGAACUUCAUAUCGGCGACAAUGCAACCAGGGUAGCCAUGGUUACCUUCUCCACAGGUGCGAACAAAAACUUCGACUUCAAAGACGGAAGGUCCCCCAACACAGUGAAUCAUAAUAUAGACCGAGUUCACUAUCCAAAUGGAGAGUCGUACACGCAUCUGGGUCUACAGUACCUCCACGACCACACCUUCGCACAAAGGGAGUCUAGGUAUGGUACGAAGCACAUCGCGGUGGUUCUGACAGACGGAAGAUCCAAUGAGGAAAACCUCACCAAGCAGCAGGCAGCACGUCUCAAGGCCAGCGGUGUCCUGGUGAUUGCUGUUGGCAUCGGAGCUGGCGUACAGAUGACGGAGCUGAAGAAUAUCGCCUCUGGAGAUAAGUAUGUCGUCACGGUUGAUGAGCCUAAAGACCUUGACAAGAUCCACGACAAGGUGGUCGAUCUGCUUUGUGCAUCCCAUAAUGUCUUCCGUACAACCAUCAUGACGACUACAAGUACGACAGCGUUACCGACGACGACGACGCCCGAGCCGAGAAAAGUGUGUGGACCUCGACCUGCCGAUAUCCUCUUCUUACUGGACAGCUCCGACAGCGAGGGAGCCGACAACUUCGCCAAGGAGACUGGCUUUGUCAGCAACUUCGCCAACCGUUUCUACAUCGACCCCCAGCACAAUCAGAUCAGCGCUCUGACAUUUUCAAAUAAUAUUCAAAACGCGUUCUGGUUUAACACCUACAAAAACCGCCAUGACGUCACACACGCCAUCAACAACAUCAAGUAUGUCGGCGCGGGCACGAACACAGCUGAUGCUUUCAAAUUCGCCAGAUCCCAAAGUUUUACUAAAAACCACGGAUCCCGGGCUAACGCGACUAAGAUCGCUAUCGUCAUUACUGAUGGCAGAUCCAAGGAUGAAGCGGCUACUUUAAGAGAAGCGACCAGUUUGAAGAACAGUGGCGUUGUAGUUAUCUCUAUCGGGGUCGGCUUCGGACAGGACGACCAUGAACUGAAGUCCAUGGCAAGUAGGUCAAACUAUGUGUUCAGUGUGUCGAACUUUGAUGCCCUGAAGACCAUCCAAAGGCAGGUGAUCGAGACGACUUGCCAGGACCACGGCGCCCAUCACUGACCAUUAACUCACAAGGAGUAAUACAGAUGAUGUUGUGUUGUAUCUUGACACUUUGGAUGAAACGUGGAUUCUUUCCUGAUUUAAAAAUAAAACCUGAUGUCGUCAUGUG